Otolemur garnettii (small-eared galago) is the source of this 6736-nucleotide messenger RNA. It is a transcript of the gene SLC12A6, whose product is annotated as solute carrier family 12 member 6. Gene Ontology annotation, cellular component: membrane. NCBI's taxonomy places the organism in Eukaryota, Metazoa, Chordata, Mammalia, Primates, Galagidae. Gene Ontology annotation, molecular function: potassium:chloride symporter activity. The record is from RefSeq and is a predicted model, not a curated record. The coding region runs from base 503 to 3802 and encodes 1099 amino acids. Gene Ontology annotation, biological process: chloride ion homeostasis; chloride transmembrane transport; chemical synaptic transmission. The transcript has 25 exons.
CUAAGUUAAUGUAGUGCCAGUCUUUCUUUAAAGAGACCAGUUUGUAAAAUGAACUGUUCCCUAAUCUUACUUGCGUGAAAUACGAGGGCAGAGGUUGAGAUCAUGAUGUGCACAUAAGAAUAGCAGUAACUUCAAUGAAGUAAGCAAAUGGGGGCACAAACAGUGAGCUGUGGUUCAUUGGGAAUUCUGCCCAGUCUCCAGCUUGUGGCAGCUCUGGGAAAGCAGCCUAAACAGUUCUUGGGGUUCUUCAGGUUAAUAACAAGAAGCAAGGGUGGAGCGCUUAAUCCUUUUAAGUGAAUGAUAAACACUGUUGAAGGCGUGUCUUCAAGCACCCUACUCCCGCUGGGCUGUAGGUCACGUGAGCUUAAAGUACUUCCCGGAUUCCCACCCUCUACCUCCUGUAGGUAAUGAUCAGAGUCUAAAAGGAGGACAGCAGAGAAGAGGUAGGAAGCUUGGAAGGAAGUUUAAAUACUGAAAGAGCAAAGUAUUUCUAACUAUAACAAUGCCACACUUUACUGUGACUAAGGUAGAGGACCCAGAGGAGGGGGCAGCAGCUUCAGUCUCUCAAGAGUCUAGUUUAGCAGAAAUAAAAGCCCGGAUUCAGGAUUUCGAUGAACUAGACCCGAGUCAGAACUCCAUCACAGGGGAACACAGCCAGCUGUUAGAUGAUGGGCAUAAGAAAGCUCGAAAUGCUUAUCUCAAUAAUUCAAAUUAUGAAGAAGGAGAUGAAUAUUUUGAUAGAAACUUGGCACUCUUUGAGGAAGAAAUGGACACCAGACCAAAGGUGUCUUCUCUCCUCAACCGCAUGGCCAACUACACUAAUUUGACACAAGGAGUAAAGGAGCAUGAAGAGGCAGAAAACAUCACGGAAGGGAAAAAGAAGCCCACCAAGACCCCCCAAAUGGGUACCUUCAUGGGUGUCUACCUCCCAUGUCUACAAAAUAUCUUUGGAGUGAUCCUCUUUCUGCGGCUUACAUGGGUAGUGGGCACAGCUGGAGUUCUUCAGGCUUUUGCGAUUGUCCUUAUCUGCUGCUGCUGUACAUUAUUAACUGCUAUCUCCAUGAGUGCCAUUGCCACUAAUGGAGUGGUACCAGCUGGGGGCUCAUACUUUAUGAUUUCCCGGGCACUGGGCCCAGAGUUUGGUGGGGCUGUUGGCCUCUGCUUUUAUCUUGGUACCACAUUUGCAGCAGCCAUGUAUAUCCUGGGUGCCAUUGAAAUCUUUCUGGUAUAUAUUGUCCCCCGGGCUGCCAUCUUUCGCAGUGAUGAUGCACUCAAGGAAUCAGCAGCCAUGCUAAAUAACAUGCGUGUCUAUGGCACAGCCUUUUUGGUCCUCAUGGUAUUGGUGGUAUUUAUCGGCGUACGCUAUGUGAACAAGUUUGCCUCUCUCUUCCUGGCCUGUGUCAUUGUGUCCAUCUUGGCCAUCUAUGCUGGAGCCAUCAAGUCUUCUUUUGCCCCUCCACACUUCCCGGUCUGCAUGCUGGGUAACCGCACCCUUUCAUCAAGACACAUUGACGUUUGCUCUAAGACUAAGGAAAUGAACAACAUGACAGUGCCAUCAAAGUUAUGGGGCUUCUUCUGUAACUCAAGUCAGUUUUUCAAUGCCACCUGUGAUGAAUACUUUGUUCACAAUAAUAUCACUUCAAUCCAGGGCAUUCCUGGAUUGGCUAGUGGUAUCAUUACAGAGAAUCUUUGGAGUAAUUAUCUACCCAAGGGAGAAAUCAUUGAAAAGGCAUCAGCCAAAUCUUCUGAUGUCUUAGGUGGCUUAAACCAUGAAUAUGUUCUUGUUGACAUCACUACCUCCUUCACUCUUCUGGUGGGAAUCUUCUUUCCUUCUGUCACAGGUAUCAUGGCUGGAUCAAACAGAUCUGGAGACCUGAAAGAUGCCCAGAAGUCUAUUCCCAUUGGUACCAUCCUUGCCAUCCUGACCACCUCCUUUGUCUAUUUAAGCAAUGUUGUCCUUUUUGGUGCAUGUAUUGAAGGAGUUGUUCUCAGAGAUAAGUUUGGGGAUGCUGUGAAAGGUAAUUUGGUGGUGGGCACCUUAUCUUGGCCAUCCCCAUGGGUGAUUGUUAUUGGCUCUUUCUUUUCAACAUGUGGGGCUGGACUUCAGAGCCUCACAGGUGCACCAAGACUGCUACAGGCUAUUGCCAAGGAUAACAUCAUACCAUUUCUGAGGGUUUUUGGCCACAGCAAAGCCAAUGGGGAACCUACCUGGGCUUUACUUUUAACUGCCGCCAUUGCAGAGCUGGGAAUCCUUAUCGCCUCUCUGGAUCUUGUGGCCCCAAUUCUUUCCAUGUUUUUUCUCAUGUGUUACCUCUUUGUGAACUUGGCAUGUGCCUUACAAACAUUACUUCGAACCCCAAACUGGAGACCCCGAUUCCGCUACUACCACUGGGCCCUCUCGUUCAUGGGAAUGAGUAUCUGUCUGGCUCUGAUGUUCAUUUCUUCCUGGUAUUAUGCCAUUGUAGCUAUGGUAAUAGCUGGUAUGAUCUACAAGUACAUUGAGUACCAAGGAGCUGAGAAAGAAUGGGGUGAUGGUAUCCGAGGGCUGUCCCUCAGUGCAGCCCGGUUUGCUUUGCUUCGGCUGGAAGAAGGACCUCCACACACUAAAAACUGGAGGCCUCAAUUGCUUGUAUUACUGAAACUAGAUGAAGACUUACAUGUCAAGCAUCCUCGCCUCCUCACAUUUGCCUCACAGCUCAAAGCAGGAAAGGGUCUUACUAUUGUGGGCUCUGUCAUCGUGGGGAACUUCCUAGAGAACUAUGGUGAAGCCUUAGCUGCUGAGCAGACUAUAAAGCACCUUAUGGAGGCAGAAAAAGUAAAAGGAUUUUGCCAGCUGGUGGUGGCAGCCAAGCUGAAAGAGGGCAUUUCCCACCUCAUCCAGUCAUGUGGCCUUGGGGGCAUGAAACACAACACCGUGGUGAUGGGCUGGCCCAAUGGCUGGCGCCAAAGUGAAGAUGCUCGCGCUUGGAAGACAUUUAUUGGCACAGUUCGAGUGACAACUGCUGCCCAUCUUGCCCUGCUAGUGGCUAAAAACGUCUCCUUCUUUCCCAGCAAUGUGGAACAGUUUUCUGAGGGCAACAUUGAUGUGUGGUGGAUUGUGCAUGAUGGGGGGAUGCUCAUGCUCUUACCCUUCCUACUGAAACAACACAAGGUGUGGCGCAAGUGCAGUAUACGUAUCUUCACAGUAGCCCAGCUAGAAGACAACAGUAUCCAGAUGAAGAAGGACCUAGCCACCUUCCUGUACCACCUACGGAUUGAGGCGGAGGUGGAAGUGGUGGAGAUGCAUGACAGUGACAUAUCAGCUUAUACUUACGAGCGCACUCUGAUGAUGGAGCAAAGGUCCCAGAUGCUCCGACACAUGCGGCUAUCCAAAACAGAGCGGGACAGAGAGGCACAGUUGGUGAAAGACCGGAACUCCAUGCUAAGAUUGACCAGCAUUGGCUCUGAUGAGGAUGAAGAGACAGAAACUUAUCAGGAGAAGGUACACAUGACUUGGACAAAAGACAAGUACAUGGCAACCCGGGGGCAAAAAGCCAAGUCAAUGGAAGGAUUCCAAGACCUGCUUAACAUGCGUCCGGACCACUCCAAUGUGAGGCGGAUGCACACAGCAGUGAAGCUUAAUGAGGUUAUAGUUAACAAGUCUCAUGAAGCAAAGCUGGUUUUGUUGAAUAUGCCAGGGCCACCCCGAAACCCUGAGGGUGAUGAAAACUACAUGGAGUUCCUAGAAGUGCUCACUGAGGGACUAGAACGAGUCCUCCUUGUCCGGGGUGGAGGCAGCGAAGUGAUCACCAUUUAUUCAUAAUCUACUCCUGAAUGACUCUGCUUGGCCUCACCUUUCCUGAAAGGCCUCCAUCCUCCAUGGAAAUGCCAGCUCUUCACUACCGCUCCCAGUCAGCUAAAGGCCUGUGUUCUACACACAUCACACUGAAAUCUUGAUUGGCUGAGCUUCAAGUACUCAUGCAAGGGUACAAAUAGAUCUAUUCUUUGAUCCCAUAUGAUGUGCAUUUCUUAAAGAAGCAGGUAUUCCUGCAACAUCAUAACAGUGAUCAAGCCCUAAAAGCCAUGUUUCACCAAAGGCAAGUUAGAAUUAACGAGCUGAGCCAAUCAAUGAAUUGGUAAAAGGGAUGCUUGAAAUUCAACUGACGACAAAAAGCAAGUAUAUAUCCAACAUUGAAGAGGAGUCUCAGAAGUCAUGGUUCCAUGAUGACAUCAUAGAGGUAACAGCCAGAAACACAGCUUCAACUUACUAAAUCGUGGCAAAGAAUAUGGGGACCUGCUAUCUUUUGGAGAUAACCUGGGGCAAGCCAAGAUGGAAACAUUUUUUUUAGCGAAUUUUCUUUAUCAUACCCACUGCUGUCCUCUAAUUUUAUAUUAGGGUACUAAUGUACAAAACCUGAAACAUGGCUGCAGCCUUUAUAUCUUCCUCAAAAGCAAGAGUCCCCCCCCCUCCCCAUACCAGGUUUAAGUAUCUAUAUUAUGUCAGUGUGUACUUCACCUGUUUUUUAUUUCUCUUAAUUCAAAAUCCAUUCUGUGGUUGUAACACAGCCUAUGUUACCAUGGAAAUUGUUUUUUAAAAGGUUGACAUUUCUUUCAGGUUCUUUUCAAAAUGGCUGAACUAAGGGAAUUUCAAAAGGAAGCUAUUAAGAUAUACUGAAAUACAGUCUUUGGUUCUCUAUGCAACAUGGACAAAACAUACAAACUGUUAUCUAAGAAAUAUAGGUCAUGAUGCACAUUGACUGUAAGUUCUCCUUUCCUUCUUUUUGCCCUCUGAGUUCGGAGGUACAGGUCAAAAGUUCAUAAAGAACAAACAGUAGCAAGACUGGACAAAAUCCUUCCCUGAAGGCUUUGGACUAUCUUUUAAAAGGGGAAUCUAGCAAUGGAAUUGAAAGUUCUAGAGCCAUACUCUUCUCCAUAGUGCCAAAGUUAUCGAGCUGCUACUCCCUACCUACUUUACUAAAGUGGCAUAUAGAUUAGUAUUGGCCUGAUUCAAGAAACUUCUCCUUUACUAAGAAACCUGUGGCCUCAUCUCCAAAGCCAUAGUUAAGACGAGGCACUCAAUGCCCAAAGUCUGAUCAUUUCCCCUUUUCCUUUCAAUUUUAUUCUUCAUUCGGACUGCAAAAACUUGGCUCUGAACGGUCUUCCAUUAUAUUGAUGUUGUUUCCAGAAAGCUCAAAAUGUGCCAAGGAAAUCCUUUUGCAAGCUUAGCUUAUUUACUAAUUUACAGAUCACAAAACAUCUGGCUUACAAGCAUAAGGAAAAUACUGUGUGGCUGUGUAGUAAUUUCAAGUUCGUGAAAUAUUCAUUUCUUUUACAGGAUAAGUAUUUAGAGAAACUGUCCUCUUGCAUAUAUUCACAGUUGGUUUUGAAUUUCACUUAUGACAAAUAGUGCAGUCCUUCUUGAAUUCCCUAAAAGGAUAAGGAACAAGCUGACCUAAGUGCCACAAACUCUUCAUUUGACCUGUAAGGACAGAGAAGAAAACCUUUCUAUUUGGCUUAAGAAAUUGAGUCAUUUUGAUUUGCUCCCUUUGUUAACAUCAAUCUCCAAGCCCACUCAGGGUGGUAAAGAAGAUGGGAUCUUGUCUUUUUUUCUCCUCCUUUCUGUAACAGGUAGAAGCAUUGUUUACAACUCCCACUGCAACACUCCAUUGCUUAGUUGAGUACACCCAUGGUGGGUCAGGUCUUGUAGGACCUAACAUCUUAAAAACCCCCCAGUAUAAAAGUGAGCAUGCCCAGAAUUCCCUGACACGUGGAACACACCUCUGGCCAAAAUGAUGUAUUUUUUCUAUAUGGAACAAAUACAGACAGAAAACAAGGUUAGUUUUAGAAGUGCUGUUUGUGGUUGGAACUUUGUAAAAAUCUUUUAAAGAGACUAAUUCAGUCCCUAAAACACAAAAUUACUGUUACAUGGAAAAAUUAGGCAAGAUUUAUAUCUCUGUCUAGAACAUUUCAUGUCUACGUGUGUUGCUUAUGUUAUUUCCAAAGUGUCUCGUCUCUUUUAAUCACUGCAAAUAAAGCAAUACUGAAAACUUGAUAAAAGAGAAUGCACCUUAGGGGAAGGGGCUUUGUUUCGAGAGGGAAAAGAAAAGAAAGACCUCCUCCUGCCUUUUGAGUAAGAUUGAGCUUUUAAAUCUUACAUAUGACUUUACCAGGGCAGGUUAUAAUAAUAUACAUUCUCCAACUAUGGGCCCUCUGCCUUCCAUAGUUACCUUAAAAGCUGAAAUUUGAACUGUAGCACCUGCUUGACAGGUGCCAGGUUCCUCUUGGCAGAGGAAGGAUCACUAUGUAACUAACUUUGCCUCAGAUUCCUGUGGCCCCAAGGAUCCCACCAAUCCUCAUUCCCCCAAACAUGUUAAAAACCCUUUAUUGUGGGUAUUAAAAUAACAUUUACACUGUAAGCGUAUUUAUGUGCUCUUUUUGUCUGGUUUAUUUUUCUCUUCAUCAUGUAAAAUUUAAAUCCAGCAUUAGUUUCUCACAUCUUCCACAAGUGUCUCCAAUGGAAUUUUUAUGUCCCAGCUUAUAUUAAAUAGAAGUGAAAUAUUAAGGAAAGUAGACUUAAGGGAAACUUGUGCAACUUUUUUUUAAAGCAUUAUUCUCAACCAUUUAAUUUAUUGAAAGGAGAUGCUGCUAUAGUUCUUGAUUUAGCAGCCACUAUUCUUUUGUUUACAUAGAGUUACGGUUUUAUUUGUUGUUUUGCUCUGUACUGGAAACAUAAAUAAAGUUUUCUACAUUAUUUUCA